UUAACAGAGAAGCACGAUUAGGAACCGAACUAAGUGUGAAUUGCACAUACGCGGUCAAAUUUAGAGACAUUUUAAUUUUAAUUGAAGAAAACGAAAGAUGAGCGAUGAAAAUACUAAUAACGAUGAAAAACUUCAACUGAAGGAGAAUCUCGAGAGCGCAGACAACGUCAAUGCCGAAGUUGACCUCGAUGAUUCGAAAGCUAAAUUCAUCAAUGGCGGAAAGGGUGUCGACACAGCGGAUGGUGAUGUCCGUGUUGAGAUUGCCUCUUCAAGCGACACAUCAUUCACCGGACUGGGAAAAGAUGAUUUGAUGAAGUAUGCAACUGAUCCAUUUUGGGUGCGAUUACGAUGGAUUUUGUUCAUUCUUUUCUGGGUAGGUUGGGUGGCUAUGUUGGCUGCCGCCAUCGUCAUCAUUGUGUUGGCGCCACGUUGCCCACAUCGUCCUGAUCUAAAAUGGUACAACAAAGAAGUUGGUUAUCAAGUUUUGACGGAAUCGUUCCAAGAUUCAAAUGGAGAUGGUGUUGGCGACAUCAAAGGUAUCGAGUCCCGUAUGAAAUAUUUUGAUGAACUGGGUGUAAAAUCGCUGUGGUUGAACUCCAUCUUUAAGUCGGACAAUGUUGAUGGCAACAAUGGUGUUAUUGAUUAUAUGGAAAUUGACCCCAAGUUGGGAACCAUGGAAGAAUUCCAAUCACUCACAAAGAUGAUGUUCAAAAAAGAAAUGCGGUUGAUCCUGGAUUUCAUUCCCAACCAUACAAGCAGAAAUCAUACAUGGUUUCAGAAAAGUCAGACUGGAGAAGCCGGAUUUGAAGAUUUUUAUAUUUGGGCUGAUACUGAUAAUGGAUGGAAAGAUUCUUAUGGUAAAUCUGCAUGGGAGUUUGACACUGUGAGAAAUAAAUACUAUCUUCAUCAAACAGCGAAGGAAUUCCCCGAUUUAAAUCUAAGAAAUGAGAAGGUCCUCGAUGAACUGGAGAAAAUCAUGCGUUUCUGGAUCAGUAAAGGUGUAUAUGGUUUUAAUAUCCUUGAUGCUCAAUAUUUGACUGAGAACGAAAAUCUAACCGCACAGGCUGCUGAUUCAACUGUUGAAACUAUGAAUUAUAAAGAUAAUAUGGAAGUUAUUAGUAAAUGGCGAGCAAUUCUAAACUCCUUAUCAGAUAAACCAGGCCGUGAAAAGGUUCUAAUAGCUACCUUCCCAGGUAAAUUCAGUCAAAAUGAUACCAUGGAAUAUUUUGGAUCUGAUGAUGGUUUCAAUGUCAUACCUAGUCGUCUAUUCUCAGAGUUAGACAGAACAUGUGAUGCGGGAUGUCUGGAACGACAAAUUAAAAAUCAAGUUGGAUCCAAUGAUAAAUGGAGAGGAUGGAUUCUGGGUAAUCAGAAUACAGCUCGAGCUGCUACAAGAUUUGGCAUGAAGUUGAGUAAAUUGAUGCAGACAGUACAGUUGUUAUUGCCAGGAACUGGCUAUGUUUAUUAUGGAGACGAGAUCGGAAUGAAAGAUGGUGAUUAUGAUGCUUCCCCACCAGUAGAUAGUUACAGAAAGGAAAAUGGUGGCACUAUACGAGACCGAUUCCGAACACCCAUGCAAUGGGAUAAUACAGAAUUUGCAGGAUUUAGUUCUGUGAAACCGUAUAUUCCACUCUCGGCUGAUCAUGCUGGUAAAAGUGUUGCUACCGAGAAAGCACAUGAUUUUGACGGUUCUUACAACAAUUUGGACUUAUUCAAAGCCCUGGUAAAACUGCGAGAGGAAGAAUCUUUCUCAUUUGGUGAUCUCAAAGUCUCGGUCAUCGACACCGUUUUAUUGUUGAAUCGCAAAGCUACUGGAUUCCCCGGAUACAUGGUGGCUGUUAACCUGGGAGCCGAUAAAAAGGCGAUCGCAGUGACUGCAGGUCCCGACACAGAAGCUCCAUCUGUUGUACAACUCGUCUUUCACUCUGGUAAAGAGGUGAAAGAGGACGAGCCAAUCAAUGUCAAAGAUCAACUAGCUACCAUUCCUCCUCAAACUGCAGUUGUCUUCAAAUUUAUAUCAUAAAAUUAAUUAGAAUUAUUGAAAAAUAACACAACUAGUAUUCAUUUAGAAAAGUAUAAUUGAUCCUGAUGAGAAUUCCUGUGUUAAUGUCUUAUCUUUGUUUUAAAUUUUAACUUUUGAAUAAUGUUGAGAUUGGUCUCGAUCAAUUGGUGAAUUACAUUUACAUGUCCAGUAGGCCUGCUUGACAUCGCUGAAUUGGUCUCAAACUAAAGAGGUCCUCCCUAGUCGUUUAAACUACUGCCCCAUUUGAGUGAUUGUGUUUUUUGUAGCGCUAGGAGUGCAAUUAGCGCGAUAUAAAUGAACUUAUUGUUUAUUAUUAUUAUAUGACAUGUUAAAUAUAAAAUUUAAUUAUUUGAGGAAGAAAAUGAUUGCCACAUCAAUAAUUUAUAAAUGGCACAAACACUGAGUAAUUGCCUUAAAUCUUAAAUUCAUGGGUCUGUUAACAGUGGAUACCAGUAUCAACACAUAAACAUUUUAAAUAAAAAGUUGUUUCGUUAAGUAAGUUUUUAUAUUAAAUAAUUAAAAUAAAUAAUUAAAAUAUAGUUUGUUAUAUGUACUUGUACAAAAAUAAAGAAACUUGGGAUUAUUAUUAUUAGGGUUCUCAUCAGGGUCAAGCUAGUAAAAUUUUACCCUAACAAAAGAAUUUGUGAAUUGAAUCUCGCUAACCUUGACAACAUCUUUACUAGAAAAAACAACCCUUUAGCUUAAAAUUGGAGAGAAAUAAACUUAUUUGGCUUCAA
Molecule: messenger RNA, 2760 nt
Organism: Patella vulgata (common limpet)
Lineage: Eukaryota; Metazoa; Mollusca; Gastropoda; Patellidae
Product: maltase A1
Exons: 10
Coding region: 98-2023 (641 amino acids)
Biological process (GO): amino acid transport; carbohydrate metabolic process
Source: RefSeq, a predicted model, not a curated record